Chroicocephalus ridibundus (black-headed gull) is the source of this 955-nucleotide messenger RNA. RefSeq names its product POP5 homolog, ribonuclease P/MRP subunit (gene POP5). The record is from RefSeq and is a predicted model, not a curated record. Gene Ontology annotation, biological process: tRNA 5'-leader removal. NCBI's taxonomy places the organism in Eukaryota, Metazoa, Chordata, Aves, Charadriiformes, Laridae. Gene Ontology annotation, cellular component: ribonuclease P complex. The coding region runs from base 82 to 582 and encodes 166 amino acids. Gene Ontology annotation, molecular function: ribonuclease P RNA binding. The transcript is spliced from 5 exons.
CGGCGAUUGGCUGCGGUGCGCGGACGCGCCUCGCCCAUUGGCUAGCAGCAGCGUCCGUCCGGAUCGAGCACGGCCGCCGCCAUGGUUCGCUUCAAGAACAGGUACGUGCUGUGCGAGGUGGUAUCGGAGGACCCACGGUGCCGGCAGUGCAUCGAGGACCGCGCGGUGGGCCUCGCCGUCAGGGACGCCAUCGGGCGGGUGCACGGGGACUACGGCCUGGCCUGCUGCUCCAUCUCCUUCACAGUGAAAUACCUGAACGCCUACACCGGGACCGUGCUCCUCCGGUGCCGCAAGGACUUCUACAGGCUGCUCUGCUCCGCGCUCCCCUUCGUCCGGCAGCUGGAGAGCCGUAACCAGCGCUACCCCUGCGCUCUCCGCACCCUGCACGUCGGAGGUACUAUAAGAACAUGUCAGAAAUUUCUAAUUCAGUAUAACAGAAGACAGCUGCUGAUGUUGUUGCAGAACUGUACAAAUGAAGAGGAAAGACGGUGUAUACAGAAGUCCUUGUUGAGCUGUUCCCUUACAGAAGAGCAGCCUCAAAGUGGAGAUGAAGAAGAUGAUGAUGGCAUAGAGACAGACUGAACGUUACUAAUUACUGUUCACCUCUGUCCUGUACUUGUGUACUCAAGAUGUUACCAGUGCUCUUCAAUGUUGAGCAAAGUAGGGGAGAGAAAAAGCAUUUGUUUAUAUUUAGACUUCACUUCCCUAUUCCAAGUAUUCUUGAAUAAAUUGUUUUUUAAAAAAAUUACAUGGUUUUACUGAAGUAGGUUACUUGCCUGUUUCACUCCAGGAGUCAAGACCACCUGCACUCCUAAGGAGUGCAGCAGCUCAAUGUGAUCUUCAUGCUGAGGUAGAAGUGAGCGUUAGGCAGUCGGCAUGGACAAGGAAUGUAGUUAUUCUCCUUCAGUACAGAAAAAGUAUUAACAUCUUACUGUUUUUUUUACCUUGUCUUCAA